UAGUAGCGCCGUCUACAGCAUGGAGAUGGAUGUUACUUUUAUUGUUAUUGCACAAAAGGACAAGAGCACGAUGCUGAAGUGGAACCUGCAUACAGCAUCUCCAACUGUCCCUCCGCUACGCUCGGAGCAUUUCAAGCCCUGUCAUGAGAAGGACUUGGCCUACUGCCUAAAUGGUGGCGAAUGCUUUGUCAUCGAGACACUCAGCGGGCCUCACAAACACUGCAAGUGUCGAGAAGGAUACCAAGGAAUCCGCUGUGACCAGUUUCUGCCCAAGACUGACUCCAUCCUGUCAGACCCAAUUGAUCACUUGGGCAUCGAGUUUAUGGAGAGCAAAGAGGUGUAUAAGAGACAGGUGCUGUCAAUCACUUCCAUCGCCAUGGCAAUUAGUCUCCUGGGAACGCUGUGCAUGGCCCUCUACUGCCGCAACAAGAGGCGCAGAGAAAAACUCCAGGCCCACCUGAAGGAGAGUCGCAGUUUGAAAAACUACACUACUAGUUCCCAUAAUGCCCUAGAAGCCAAAAUGAGGGCCUCUAACACCAACCUGCAAAUUCAUGAGUACUGCAAACGGCCAUCCCAGUCUCGCCAGGGAAACGUCUGCGAGUCCAGCUUUUCACACUGCAACAUCACGACUACGCCACCCAGAAGCUCCAGAGGCACAGUAAAACAUCACAGAAGCAGUUCCCUGUCUCACAGCCCCGACCAGAGAAUCCGGGCAGCCCAUUGGUCAGCUCCUCGCCGGACUCCACCCAUACCCAAAGGAAGAUUAAACCCAAUUGGAGUUUCCAAGUAUUCUGGCCCCGCCUACCAGCACCUUCAGGAAGUGGACUCAUCUGAGAAGGAAGCAGAAGCACAAAGAGGUGUCCAAGUGCAGGGAGAGAACCAGUGUGAUGACACCAGACAAGAUGCCUUCCUACAUAUGCAAGCUCCUGCGAUGGAGGCAUUGUCGCCAUCGCCUUGGAGCGGCUGCGUGGAGGUACGCGCACAUCUGUGUCCUCCAUCCGAGCACAACGAACCCAAUCCCACCACCCGCAGCCUGAGAAGGCCGGGACGCCGUCAAAGCCACUCCCCACCUCCCCCGUUCCGCUCCUGCUCUAUCCCCAUCAUUCCAUCUGUGCAGUGUCACCAUGACAAUGAGGUGUCUUGCAUGCAAACCACCCCAGCGACCACAACGAUGUCAGUCACCUGUGGGGCCACGCCUUGCAAGGAGGAGAACAAAGAGAAGGCAGCGCACGCCGCGUUGUUUUCAUCUUCCUGCUCGUCUGCCAUUGGACGGCAGCAGGACGAGGUGGCCCUGCUGCUUGAAGAGGCACAGGAGCAACUCAGGGCGUUGGCGCUGGCUCACAGGAAGCAGGAGGGGGGCGGAGUCUUCACCAGCACCUCAACGGUUGCGCUGGUGGAAGCCAGAGAAACUGUUUGCUUCCUGAACGUUAACGGAGGAAGUGCCGGGGCGCUGAGCUGUAACGGACCCACGCAGACCCAGCUACUCAGCCCCAGCCUAUCACACAGAGACCUGGGCCAAACCGGCCAAUGAGAGGGCGCGAUUUAGGACAUUCACUUACUGUUUUACACUGUCUGACAGACUCUGGUGUUCUGCAUCUGUGGGAUGAGAAUGAAAAUGCUGAAUUAAAAAAUAAAAAAUAAAAAUGUAAUAUCAUGGAUAAUCUGAAAAUGUGCUGAUGAUAUGCAUACUGUAUGUACACGAGCAUACAAACACUUCUCGAGUGGCCGCCUUUACACCGCCUGACAGUAUGGAAAAAGAAAAAAUAUUUACAUGCAUUUAUUUACGAAACAAGAGAAACACUUCUA
Oreochromis aureus is the source of this 1806-nucleotide messenger RNA. RefSeq names its product pro-neuregulin-3, membrane-bound isoform. Gene Ontology annotation, molecular function: chemorepellent activity. Lineage: Eukaryota; Metazoa; Chordata; Actinopteri; Cichliformes; Cichlidae. The transcript is spliced from 10 exons. Gene Ontology annotation, biological process: intracellular signal transduction; nervous system development; animal organ development. The record is from RefSeq and is a predicted model, not a curated record. Bases 20 to 1531 code for a protein of 503 amino acids.